Rotaria sp. Silwood2 is the source of this 735-nucleotide messenger RNA. The record is from the annotation of a GenBank genome assembly. Lineage: Eukaryota; Metazoa; Rotifera; Eurotatoria; Philodinida; Philodinidae.
AUGUCUUCUUCUUCAUCAUCUCGUCGUUCAUCAACUUCUUCGACUAAUCCAAAAANUUUGAGAUUUAUUGCCAAGGCGAAAAGUAAUCGCCGUGCAUCAUCGUCACGUCCACCUUGUGGUUAUCUUAUAUUUGCAAGUGAAUCACGAAAACGUUUGAUACGGGAUAAUCCAGGUAUUCCAUUUGGUGAAAUGAGUCGAAUAAUUGGUGAUCAGUGGAGACGAUUAUCGCCACAUGAGCGUGAAAAAUAUGAAGAAAAAGCACGUGAACGUGCAAGAGAGCAAGAUACACAACAAGUAUCAAAUAAUCCUAUGACAUAUGAUUCGCCUAUUAAUCCACAACGAAUAAUUAAUGGUGGAGUAGCAAUAAAUGGAUAUUAUCCAAAUGUUUCAAAUGUUUAUCCAAUGAAUAAUGUUCUUCCUGUCGUUAUAAAACCGCCAGCAGCUGCAAUUGUCAAUUGUCCACCACGAAUACAAAGAGUCGUUCAUUCAGAAAUGUAUUCAAAGUAUAUUGAGCAUCUUAAAACUGAUUACCCAUUCAUAUCCGACUGGCCUAAACAAUUAAAAGCAUCUAUUGGUAAUAACGGAAAUAUACCAUCAAGAUCAUUACCAUCACAUUGGCUAAUAAAUAAUAGCCCCGGUUUUUAUAAUAAUGUUCAUGAAGCCCUAUGGUCAAUGCGUGAUAAUAUGUGGUCGGAUGUAGUUCGUGUACGAAAUGUACUUUCUGAUGAAUGGUAG